CCCUCGGUCCGAUCAUCAAGGGAAAACCAACCUUUUAAAUCCUCACUUCUUUCCUUAUCCCCUCUGCCUGACUGAACUUCCCACCAAACCAACACCAACAGUCUCUCUCUCUCUAGAAAACGGUUUCAGUUUCUCUCUCUAGAAAACGGUUUCAGUCCCCAUCUCUCAGUCGGAUUCUUUAGAGGAAGUUCUCAUGGCGAUGGAGAGCUCCAACAACCCACUGGUACCGCCGCCAGCUCCCUCCCUCCCCCAGUACCCAGAGCUGAUCAUGGCGGCCAUCGAGGCCCUGAACGACAGCAACGGGUCGAGCAAGUCGGCAAUCGCGAAGCACAUCGAGUCAACGUACGGCGAUCUGCCGGAAACUCACGCUGCGCUCCUCGCGCACCACCUCAACAUGAUGAAGGACACCGGCGAGCUCGUUCUGGUCAAGAACAACUACAUGAAGCCCGACCCCAACGCGCCGCCCAAGAGGGGCCGAGGCCGUCCGCCCAAGGCCAAGACCCCUCUCCCUCCUGGUACUGUCUCCUCGCCGCCCAGGCCACGCGGCAGGCCCCCGAAGCCCAGGGACCCUUUCGCUCCCCCACCGCAGCCCAAGAGCCAUUCCGGAACUGGAAGGCCACGUGGCCGCCCUCCCAAGAAGGCCAAAACGACACCGUCUUCUGCUCCAGCUCCCGCUUCGGCUACCGGUGCGCCGAGAGGCAGAGGCAGGCCGCCUAAGGUCAAGCAGACCGCCGUGGCGCCAGUUGGCUGUUGAGCUUAGCUCAGACAGCGAGAGAGAGAGAGAGUGCUAGGUUUUUUUUUUUUUUAAUUUUUUUUUUUAAUUAAUUUUUAAUUAGUGUGGUUAGAAUCUAGCUUUCGGCUAAUUGAUGGUUUAAAUACCGUUUUUAAUUAAUUUCUGCUUUCAAGUGGGCGUAUGUGGGUGAUGUGUCGGUGUUGUGAGGUUGUAACGUGUAACUCGCCAUGUAAAUUGUUCAGCGGCUUCUUAUGCUUUUCUGCCUUUUGCCUCUCUCUAGGUAAAAGAAAAAGGGGUUAAAAUUAAAACCAGACUGAUUCUGAUUUA
Molecule: messenger RNA, 1060 nt
Organism: Malus domestica (apple)
Lineage: Eukaryota; Viridiplantae; Streptophyta; Magnoliopsida; Rosales; Rosaceae
Product: HMG-Y-related protein B-like
Biological process (GO): regulation of DNA-templated transcription; negative regulation of DNA recombination; chromosome condensation
Cellular component (GO): nucleosome; nucleus; nucleolus
Molecular function (GO): nucleosomal DNA binding; double-stranded DNA binding
Source: RefSeq, a predicted model, not a curated record